Nomascus leucogenys (northern white-cheeked gibbon) is the source of this 867-nucleotide messenger RNA. RefSeq names its product protein CIMAP1D-like. Gene Ontology annotation, cellular component: cytoplasmic microtubule; cytoskeleton. The record is from RefSeq and is a predicted model, not a curated record. Lineage: Eukaryota; Metazoa; Chordata; Mammalia; Primates; Hylobatidae.
AUGGGGACCCUCAGCUGCGACCCCGCCCCACGGCUGGCCAGCCCCCUUGGCCGGCGAGUGACGGAGGGCCAGAUUCCGGAGACCGGCCUGAGGAAGUCCUGUGGGACGGCCACCCUGGAGAACGGCUCGGGGCCAGGCUUGUAUGUCCUGCCGUCCACCGUGGGCUUCAUCAACCACGACUGCACCAGGGUGGCCAGUCCCGCCUAUUCGCUCGUCCGGAGGCCCAGUGAGGCACCACGUCAGGACACCAGCCCAGGCCCCAUCUACUUCUUGGACCCAAAAGUCACACGCUUUGGCCGCAGCUGCACCCCUGCCUACUCCAUGCAGGGCCGGGCCAAGCCCCGGGGUCCGGAGGUGACGCCAGGCCCUGGGGCCUACAGCCCAGAGAAGGUGCCCCCUGUGCGCCAUCGGACACCGCCGGCGUUCACCCUGGGCUGCCGCCUCCCCCCGAAACCCCUGGACACCUCAGCCCCUGCCCCUAAUGCCUACACCAUGCCCCCUCUGUGGGGCUCCCAGAUCUUCACCAAACCCAGCAGCCCCAGCUACACGGUGGUGGGUCGCACACCGCCCGCCCGCCCCCCGCAGGAUCCUGCGGAGAUACCAGGCCCGGGCCAGUACGACAGCCCAGACACCAACACCUACCGCCGGCGCCUGCCUGCCUUCACCAUGCUGGGGCGGCCCCGGGCCCCGCGCCCCCUGGAGGAGACCCCCGGCCCCGGCGCCCACUGCCCAGAGCAGGUCACCGUGAACAAAGUCAGGGCUCCAGCAUUCUCUAUGGGUAUCCGCCACUCCAAACGGGCCAGCACCAUGGCCGCCACCACACCCUCCCGGCCUGCGGGGCACAGGCUGCCCGGCCGCUGCUGCUAG